Kazachstania africana CBS 2517 is the source of this 1194-nucleotide messenger RNA. RefSeq names its product aminophospholipid translocase regulatory protein CDC50 (gene CDC50). Lineage: Eukaryota; Fungi; Ascomycota; Saccharomycetes; Saccharomycetales; Saccharomycetaceae. The coding region runs from base 1 to 1194 and encodes 397 amino acids. The record is from RefSeq and is a predicted model, not a curated record. The transcript has a single exon. Gene Ontology annotation, cellular component: plasma membrane; Golgi apparatus; endoplasmic reticulum.
AUGGCUCUAUUUAAGAGGUUUCGGAAGUCUUCUAGUGGAUCUUUGGCAGGUAAUGGCGAAAAAAAGCUCUCAAAUAGGCCUCCUAAUACGGCAUUUAGGCAGCAAAGACUGAAAGCUUGGCAGCCAAUAUUGACACCACAGAGCGUUCUACCAAUACUGAUAUUUUUUGCAUGUAUAUUUACACCAAUUGGCAUAGGUAUUCUAGUGAGUGGUAACAAUGUACAACAUAUUACAAUUGAUUACAGUCACUGUUCUUCGUUGGCAAGAGGAAGUUACGCAGACAUUCCAUCUACAUAUGUUGGACAUCAUUUCAAGAAGGCUACAAGCACUAAACCAAGCUGGAAGCUUUCAGAAGACACUAACGGUACCAUGACGUGUGAUCUAAAGUUUGAAAUACCGAAUGAAAUUAAAGAUAGCGUCUACGUGUAUUAUAAAUUGACCAAUUUUUAUCAAAAUCACAGAAAAUAUAUGGAAUCCUUCGAUUUGAAACAAUUAAGAGGCAAAGCUCCAAAGCUAGAAGAAGUUACUACAGAUUGCAAGCCAUUGAGGAGUAUUGAUGACAAAGUCAUAUACCCAUGUGGUUUAAUAGCAAACUCGAUGUUCAAUGAUACUUUCGAUAAAACGUUGGUUGGUGCAGACGAUGAUACUUCGGACUUUGUGUUAACAAACAAAAAGAUAUCAUGGAGUAUAGAUCGUCAUCGUUUCAAGAAGACGACGUAUCCUGUAUCAGAUAUUAUACCUCCACCAAAUUGGGCAAAACAGUUCCCAGAAGGCUAUACUGAAGACAAUCUACCUGAUUUACAUACUUGGGAGGAAUUUCAAGUUUGGAUGAGACCUUCACCAUUUCCAAAAUUUUAUAAGUUGGCAUUAAAGAAUGAGACGACACAUCUUCCUAAAGGUAACUACGUGAUGAGCAUUGGUUUGAAUUACCCAAUCUCAUAUUUCGGUGGCUCAAAAUCAUUCGUUUUAACAACAAAUGGGGUUGCGGGUACUCAAAAUUUGCCUCUGGGUGUCUUUUAUUUAAUCGUUGCAGGAUUGUGUGCUCUUUUUUCCAUUCUUUUCUUAGUAAAAGUAGUAUUUCAGCCAAGAGCUCUGGGUGAUAAUACCUAUUUGAAUUUUGAAUCUGGAGAUAGAAACGCAGGAAUAGAUCAAGAAAUGUAUGAGGGAACUGAACAACUGAGAGAAAUAUUAUAA